This is a messenger RNA of Phalaenopsis equestris, 851 nucleotides long. RefSeq names its product cytochrome c biogenesis CcmF N-terminal-like mitochondrial protein 2. Gene Ontology annotation, biological process: cytochrome complex assembly; heme transport. Gene Ontology annotation, cellular component: membrane. The record is from RefSeq and is a predicted model, not a curated record. Gene Ontology annotation, molecular function: heme transmembrane transporter activity. NCBI's taxonomy places the organism in Eukaryota, Viridiplantae, Streptophyta, Magnoliopsida, Asparagales, Orchidaceae.
AUGGAAAGAAAGAGACCACUACUUUGCCUCUUUGUUGGACCGCCGGCGCGAACACAGUGGUCGGGGUGGCUGGUGGUUUCGGGAUCCCGUAGAAAUGCGUCUUUUAUGCCUCGGGUAUUAGCCACAGCUCGUAUUCAUUCAGUCAUUCUACCCCUUCUUCAUUCUUGGACCUCGCUUCUUAAUACUUUGACUCUUCCAUGCUGUGUCUCAGGAACCUUUUCAAUACGGUCCGGAUUGCUAGCUCCCGUUCAUAGUUCUGCUACAGAUGAUACACGAGGAAGAUUUUUAUGGUGGUUCUUCCUUCUAAUUACAGGCAUAUCUCUGAAUCUUUUCUACCAGAUGAAGCAGCAGGCAUCGGUCCUUAGAAUAUCUAAAAAAGAGAUGGUUGUGGCGCGAAGUACUCUUGUGCACCUACGUCACUCGGCUCGCGCGCAAUCCCGCCCCGUUAUGUUAUGGAAGAAUUGAGCUUCUUGCUGGGCUGGUUAUUCAGAGCCAGCAAUUGGCUGCUUCGUCCGUCCCGUCCGUAGCGCUUCGGAAGUCACUGUGGCGUGGCUGAAUGUAGAGCAGUCCGCGACGGAAGCCUUUUUGAGAAGUCAGUAGAUUAUUGAGAACUUCGGAAGAUGGUCAAGGUAGCUUGCUUCCAAGCCACUGCACUAGAUGCGCAUGUAGUCGUAGCUGCAGUCCUGUCCUGCCGGUAGCAAAAACGCCAAGAAAGCCGGUUUCAGCCGCAAGCAAGCGGUAGCCAAGGCGCUAGCUUUGAAGCGGUAAGUUGCGGGGUAGCCAGGCCCAGUAGGCAGAGCGGUCCAAUCAGGCCAGUCAGGGAAGAGUCCCGGUCUUUGGAUUGACCAGCA